AUGGCUUCACGUCACGGCCGUGGCCUCUUCGAAGACUCGCCGGAGUCCGACGGAGCAAUGUCGCAUCCAGCUGAAGGAGGUGGCCCAGUCGAGGACACAGACACAUACACAAGCACAGGCACAGGUAUAAACACAGAUGCAGGUGAAUACGAUGGCCUCUUCUUCGCAUCGCCAUCGCCAUCGCUACCAGCAAGCCCACCUCCAGGUGAAGCCCAGCGCAAGGGGCCGGAAGAUGAUGUCUCGUCUCUGGUCUGUGAAGCGAAGAAAGUCACUGCAUUGAAUCCCCUUGUGGCGGAUUUCAUGACGGGCAACAAGGGCCAUAACAAGCAGCUCUUCUCAACUCUCAUCCGAUGCCAGUUGCAACUGAUCAAAGGCAGAUCUCCGGAUUUUCCAGACAGCCAGGUCACCGUCUUCGACAAGGCGCUGGUGGAAUUGACUAAUAAUGGUCGUGAGCUGGAGACACCGGCAGUCGUCAAGUUCUUCUGUGAGCAUUACUUGAAUAUCCACGAUAAGACUUCGGCCGUCGAGACCAAACGCAACCUCGGGAUGGCUGUGGCUGUAUCACAUGGAUUGAGGAAGAGCCAAAAACAAGGUGCAGCGGUUGGUGCCAACAAAUCGGAACAAGCAGCCACCAACAAGGGCCCAAAGAAGAGAUUGGUGCCAGGGAGCUUUGUCUUGCCUGAUGAUUAUGCAAAGGCGGGAGCAUCUGCUGGUCUCGAUGCCAGCAAGGGGCCAAGUGCAACUGCGAGUGCCAGUGAGGACGUGAAGAUGACCGACGUCGCCCACGGAGUACCAUCAUAUACGGUAGACGGAAAACUGGAACGCCUCUGGGAUUUGUACAGCAGUGCGAAACAAGAGUUUGUGAAUCUGUCCAACAACAACUGCCCACCAGACAAUUUGAUCCCGGCAGCCAAGUUUCUUCGCGACACCGCUGAGAACACACUGCAGUAUGUUGAGGGCAAAUACAUCGACACAGGGAGGAUGGACGACCUUGAGGCGACGUUCAAUAUGGCCAAAGUCACCGUGGUUUCUUUGACAGGAGGCAAGAAGCGCAAGUUCGACCAUGUCAGCAAGGAAGAGACAAAAGAUGCGCCGCGCGGACCUGGCUUCGGCACAAACAUGAGCAUGAGAAUGGGUCCUGGUAGCCACAGCCCUGAGAAGAGAACUCGCCGCCAACGACGUGGAUCUGGCUAUGCAUCUGGUUCUUUUGGGACAAUGAUGUCCUUGUCAUCCUCCUUGCAACCCGGUCGAGGUGGUGUUGCUACUGCAGCUGGUAGUGAGGCCAUCCGAGGCCGCGAUCGUGAUGGUCCCGCUGAAGGCGAUCGCUACCGUCCUGGUCGCGAGCAUACUCAAGCAUUCAGCAUCCGCGGCCAUCCUCGUGGCAGUGAUGGUGGAAUUGGCGGUGGUCCUGGAGAUGACGCUCAGAAACGCACCCAGGCAGAGAUAAGAGCUGCAGAAAUCGCCCGACUUCCUCCUCGUCCGCCUGCUCCUGCCGCAUCAACUUAUCGUCCUCCGAGAGGCCAUAGCGGUAUCCCAUUUGGGUACACAAGAGACGUUGACUCGUAUCAGCCAGGAAAAGACAAGUGA
Exophiala dermatitidis NIH/UT8656 is the source of this 1587-nucleotide messenger RNA. RefSeq lists its product as uncharacterized. The record is from RefSeq and is a predicted model, not a curated record. Bases 1 to 1587 code for a protein of 528 amino acids. NCBI's taxonomy places the organism in Eukaryota, Fungi, Ascomycota, Eurotiomycetes, Chaetothyriales, Herpotrichiellaceae. The transcript is spliced from 2 exons.